UGCUCCGCCUCCUUCAGUCUACUGUUCACGGAGUUGGACUAGACUUUGGCAUUGGCAUUUGAGCAGCUAUUAUCAGCAAAUUUCAUCUAUACCAGCGACUAUCAACGGUUUUAAAGACCUUCUUCAUCGUGUGGACCGGACUUCAGCAGCAGCAGAGCAGCAGAACCAGUGGAACCAGCGGAGGAUCGAAGUGGAUUGAAUCACCAGUGACAUCACCAAGCAAUACAGAGGAACAGGAAUUGGUUUAAAUUAUUUUCAUUAACUAGAUCAUUUAAUACAACGGUUUUCUGUAAUAUACUAGUUAAUUUUUUUGUGUGAGAUGCCUCGUCUCAAGGGCCACAAUCGUUCCAGUGCGGCCAAGAAGAGGAUGGAGAAGCACCUGGCUGCAGUGGUGGAGUCUGCGCCCCAGAGCUCCACCAGCUUCGUGCCACCGGCUCCCGGUCCCUCACGCCGAGGUACUGGUCGUCGCCACCGUGUGAGCACCUGGCCAGUUUCAACCCUGACUGGCAGGAGUCACAAAGUGGUUAUCCCGGCCGAGUCACCUGACAAGAAGUUUGUUCUUCUUGUCGGGGAUUCCCACCUGCGCGCCAUCGUUGAUGGCAUCGUGGAGUUUCCGGACGAGUUCCUUUCCUUUGGUGCCAUGUCGACACCGGGGGCCUGUGCCAGGGAGCUGACGAUCGAGUUGGUGAGUGCAGUCCUCCCCAGGACACCUGACCUUGUCUGUGUUCUAGCCCCCAGCAACGACCUGACUGCCAGUAGGACUUUGGACGAGGCUGCAGUGGACUUCGAGAAGCUCCUCACCAGUGCCUUGUCUCGGUGGCCGAAGGUGUUUGUCCUGGACUUCCCUCCGCGUCGGAACGUGGACCUGGAUCUGCAGGAGCUCUUUCGCCAAGAGUUCCACCGCGUGGCCGCACGCAAGGGCGUGAGGUACUACUCUAUCGCAGAGUUUUUUCCUCUCAGCCGAAGUGACCUGUGGAGUUGGGAUGGUGUGCACCUCAGCGAUGGACCCGGGAUGGGGCUGCUGGUGGACUUGCUGUUGUUCUUCUCCCGGCAGCAGUUAGAGAUGGCUACUGUCGUGGAGGUUGAACACAGCUUGCCGCCAGUUGCUCCUUCUCCUGCUCCUGCUCCUCGUCCGGCUCCGAGGGUAGUUGUGAGGGGAGCGACCCGCUCCCCACGUCCGCCACACAACCCACUGGAUUGGACGCUGGUUGAACCGCGCAGGAAGAGGAGGUGUCCGUCUCCUCAGGGAGGGAAGGUUCAGCUCAUGGAGUGUUCCAUCCCUCUCACGCCUGUCUGGUUCAGCCCACCUAUUCUGGAGGUGAUGGACCACAUCCGUCCGGGCAAUCUUGACUGGGGGGAGCCCACUACCUCUACCAAGGGACCAUCGGGGGUGAAGCGUCAUAGGAGCACUCCUGCUCCAAAGAAGAGCCGUGGGAACCAGGAGGUCGAGCUGGAGGAGGAGUGGCCCGAACUUCGCAGGGCUGUGGCGGAGGUCCCUGUGGAGCAGCCACGCAGGCGCAUCGGAUCCCAGAGGAGACGUACCCGGCAGCAGGAGGGGGCAGCUGCAGAUGUCGUGGAGGGGAUGACUGGACCAUCACCUGCCAGUCCUGUGACCACCGAGGACCUUCCCUGCUCUGCUCUGCACAGCUCCCCAGACUCCAUCAAAGGAAUCCUGUGUCCUGGGCCAUACCAAGUUGCGAUUUAGAUUUUUUUUAAGAGACGCUGAUAAUAUAUAACUGUUAUUGUUUGUUAAAAUAAUGAUCUUUAGUUAGUAUAAAUGCUGAAAGUAUUAAUUUUAUUACCAAGUUAGUACAGCUGUUAUAUAUUUGGU
Solea senegalensis (Senegalese sole) is the source of this 1831-nucleotide messenger RNA. RefSeq lists its product as uncharacterized. The transcript has 14 exons. Bases 320 to 1705 code for a protein of 461 amino acids. The record is from RefSeq and is a predicted model, not a curated record. NCBI's taxonomy places the organism in Eukaryota, Metazoa, Chordata, Actinopteri, Pleuronectiformes, Soleidae.